AUGAGCAUAAGAGACCUGGAAAGCGAGGGGAAGGCUGGGGAGCAGGAUAAGGUAGAGGUGAGCCUGGGUCAACCUUGUGAAAACUGUUGCUCAGUCCUGGACUUAGACAAUGCUAGGCAGGUGUCCACGGAGAGUCACAAGGUCUCUUUAUUGCCCCUGGAUGGGGCACAAUGGAAAAUGAAGCACAGCCCCCACUGGCUAGCACGGAUACUGGCCUCAGAGCUCAGCCUGAUCGCCUUUAUCCUGCUGCUGGUCAUGGUAUUCUCCAAGAAAUGGCUGUAUCUCUCUGGGAGCCGCUUCUACCAGCGCUGGCCCAUGAAUGUUAGUACCAGAAUCUAUACAUCAGCUCACAUUAUGUCCAUGGGGCUUCUACAGGUCUGCAAAUCCAAGCGUUGUCCCAACUCAGAGAACGGGAAAGACAGUUUUAAGCUGUGGACAAAUCACCCGAUAUUUGGGUUGGCCAAGAUAACCUUCAGCCUCGCCUUAGGGCUGGGCUUCAUCCUCACCAUCUGGUUGCAUCUGUCGUACCUACUUGUUUUCCAGAAACUGCCCUUCUUUGGCUGGAUUGGGAUUGUCAUGAGCUUCUCUGAAGUUAUCUUCAUUUUCUGCACCCUCAUGUUGUUUCCUAUUAACCUCUGGAUUUUUGAAUUGAAGAAGAAUGUAUUGAUCCCCAUUGGCUGGAGCUAUUUCAUUGGUUGGUUGGUGUUUAUCCUUUAUAUCACCUGUGAUGGAAUCAUGAUGACAGCCAGCUAG
Messenger RNA from Condylura cristata (star-nosed mole), 753 nucleotides. RefSeq names its product outer dense fiber of sperm tails 4 (gene ODF4). NCBI's taxonomy places the organism in Eukaryota, Metazoa, Chordata, Mammalia, Eulipotyphla, Talpidae. The coding region runs from base 1 to 753 and encodes 250 amino acids. The transcript is spliced from 4 exons. The record is from RefSeq and is a predicted model, not a curated record.